Molecule: messenger RNA, 10637 nt
Organism: Choloepus didactylus (southern two-toed sloth)
Lineage: Eukaryota; Metazoa; Chordata; Mammalia; Pilosa; Megalonychidae
Gene: CFAP44
Product: cilia and flagella associated protein 44
Exons: 30
Coding region: 1096-5751 (1551 amino acids)
Molecular function (GO): protein binding
Source: RefSeq, a predicted model, not a curated record
UAGCUUAUUAUUAUAACAGUCUAUUUUUAUUUAAUUUUGGCUAGCUAUUUACUCUUCCUGAGCAUUGGCUUACCAAAGAACAAAAAUAACAGAAACAAACAUGGUUCUAUCCCAGUUAUAUGGCUAUCAUUUGAAAUUCUGAUACAAAUAAUUUAUCCAGGCAUAGUUACUAUUUUUUCCUCUACAUCUAGCUUGGCAGCUUUGUAUCUUUUUCACUUCAAGAAAGUUAUUAAUUUGUGGUAAGUUUGUCUAAGCUGAAAUAUUUUUAGUUGGGAUGUAACCAGCUCUGGAAACAUGAAUUUUUCUGUACAAAUAUUUGGAUUGACUUAUGUACAGAGUGAACAGUUUGUCUAGUUCAGUAGUUCCUGAAUUGUGGUCCCCAGGCCAGCAGCAUCAGCAUCACCUGGGAAUUUAUUAGACAGGUAUAUGUAGAUACCCCAGUCCCAACCCAGACAUACUGAAUCAGAAACUCUGGGGGUAGGGCUUGUAAUUUGUGUUUUAAUAAGCCCUCCAAGGGAUUCUAUGCAUACUGAAGAUUGAGAACCACUGGUCUAACUCUAAAAUACUGUAGAGGUAGAAAUGACUGUCUUAACAAAAAUCAAACUUAAAAUGAGUACUCUUCUAGUUUUCAGUCUAAAUCAUAUCCAUCAUCAGGUAUUUAUUGGAUGCCCAUUAUUGAACCUUGUAUUGGAGGAGAUCCUAAUAGACAAAGGGAUAAAACAAUGGAUGUUAAAUAUGGCAUUAACAGGACUACUAUUUAUAUGAAAAUGUUCCUUUUAAUAUUUUAGUGAGAUUUUAUUUUUUAUAGGUUCACCCCAAUAAAACUUACUUCACAGUAGCUGAAAAAGGAUAUUUUCCAAACAUUAUCAUCUAUGAAUAUCCUUCUCUGAGGCCCUACAGAAUCCUUCGGGUGGCACCUUGCUGGCCUCUGUUGGUGGCAGCCCUGACUACACACUGACCAUCUGGAAUUGGAAAGACGAGCAAAUCGUACUGAGGACCAAAGCUUUUUCCCAGGAAGUUUUUAAGGUUACUUUCAAUCCUGAAGAUGAAGAGCAGCUUACUACAUCGGGGUCAGGCCACAUCAAGUUCUGGGAAAUGGCUCUUACAUUCACUGGCCUUAAGCUGCAGGGAUCGUUAGGUCGAUUUGGCAAAACAGCUACUACUGAUAUAGAAGGUUACAUAGAGCUCCCAGAUGGGAAGGUGCUUUCAGGGACAGAGUGGGGCAACUUGUUGCUUUGGGAAGCGAGCCUCAUCAAAGUUGAGCUCUGUCGAACUGGAAGGAAGUCUUGCCACCAGGGUCCCAUUAACCAGAUAAUGCUGGAUGAGGGUGAAGUUAUCACUGUCGGGUCAGAUGGGUGUGUUAGGAUAUGGGAUUUUGAGACAAUAGACACUGCUGAUGUUAUAGAUGAGACUGGUUUAUUGGAGAUUGAGCCGAUUAAUGAACUUCAAGUAGACAAAAAUGUCAGACUCUUCUCUAUGAUAAAAAUGGAUGAACAUGGAAAUAAUUUUUGGUUGGCUCAGGACGCCAAUGGAGCCAUAUGGAAGCUUGACCUUAGUUUUUCAAAUAUUACUCAGGAUCCUGAAUGCCUCUUCUCCUUCCACUCUGGGGCUAUCCAGGCCUUGGCUGUCUCUCCCCUCACUUAUAUUAUGGCCACUACUGCCCUGGACGGCUCUGUUCGAAUCUAUGAUUUUGCUAGCAAAACCCCCUUGGUUCAAAUGAAAUUCAAGCAAGGAGGUACAGCCCUCACUUGGGUACACCAACUGGUAAACAUCAUGGGAGCAGAGAUUAUUGUAGGAUUCGAAGAUGGAGUUGUUCGAAUUCUUGAACUUUAUGAUCCAAAAGGGACCACAGUUUUUGCAGGACGGAAGAAAAUUUUGGAUGCAGAUAUUCAGUUGAAACAUGUUUUCAAACCCCAUACUGCUCCUGUCACUGCUUUAGCUUAUGAAUGUGAUGGAGAAAUUCUAGCCACAGCAAGUAAAGAUCAAACUGUUUUCUUCUUUGAAGUGGAAAAGAAUUAUAAGCCAAUUGGUUAUAUUAAUACUCCUGGACCUGUUUGCCAGUUAAUGUGGUCUCCAUCCUCUCAUCCUGAAAGUACUCUACUGAUUUUCUGUGAGAAUGGCUAUGUUCUUGAAGCCCCACUUCCAAUCAUAAAGGAGGAAGUAGAGGACCAUGAUGUAGUUUCCUAUGAAAUCAAGGACAUGUGCAUAAAAUGUUUCCAUUUCUCAAGUGUCAAAUCUAAGAUUCUGAGAUUUAUCGAAAUUGAAAAGAGAAAGAAACGAAAGGAGUUGAAGGAGCAGGAAAGGGAAGAAAGGAGGAAGCAACUACUAGAAGAGAUGGGAGAAGAUGGAGAAAAAAUUUUUCCAGAGCAGGAGGAGGAGGAGGCAGAGGAAGAGGAGCCAUUACCUGAAAUCUUUAUUCCUUCAACUCCCUGCCACAUCCUCUGUGGAUUUUACUCCGAGCCAAGGAAGUUUUGGGCCUCUUUGGGCGGUUAUGAUUCUGGUUUUCUAUAUCACUGUGAGUUCCCCCCAUAUGAUAAAAACAGUGAUAUCAGAGAACAAAAAGAUGAACCUUUUGAUUUCCGUUUUCUUGAGGACACCGAAGAUAAUCCUAUUCAAACUAUCACUUUCAGCAUUAACCAAAUUAUGAUGUUUUGUGGAAUGAACAAUGGAGCAAUUCGGGUCUAUGUCUUAAAUAAGAAUGAUCCUUCACUGACUGAUAUGGUGCACUACUGGCAUUUCAGUAUGCAUGACAAUGAUUAUGGAUGUAUUAAAAGCAUCUCUACUAGCUUUGAUGACCGUUUCCUUGUGACUGCUGGAGCAGAUAGUAAUAUCUUUGUUUUCAGCCUUUUUUCUGAAUUAGAGUUAGAGAAAGACAUCAAAGCCAAAGUGCCAACUCCCAGGUUUGGAAUUGAAACAGAGAUAAUUCCAGAAGAUAUUGAAGAUCCCAAAGCCUACAGUAUUGAGAAUGCCAGGAGAAAAAGAGAACAUGACAAGUUAAUGAAAGAAGUGGAAGAGAUAAAGGCUGGAAAGAGAGAACAACUCAAAGUUUUGAGGAAUGAAUUUUGGAAACUACUGAAAAUGAAUGAAGAAUUACCAAAGCAUAUGCAGUUUACACGGGAAGAUUUUGAUAUAGACUCCAAAAUCCGUGCCGAGAUUAACAGAAAAACGACUUACAAAAUUCGACGAGUAGAAAAGGAAUUAGCUUGGGAAAAAGAGAAGCAUCAUCUUGGCCUAAUGAAGCUACAGAGUAGAUUUCGAGAUUCAUUGGAAAGUGAUACUUUUGUGGUUUAUGCCAUUCAAAGUGACCACAAGAUAUCCUCCUAUAGGCUUGUGAAGCCCUCAAAGUACGCCAAAGGCAAGCGAACAAGUCAAUCAGAGAGAAGAAUGAGCAAAUUCGAGAGGCUUGAAAAAGAGGGAGCUGGAAGAAGGGAUAGCCAGAGAGAUACAGGUAUAAGUAUUAGCAUACCAGAAGAAUCAAUUAUAGAAAAAGGGAAGACAUUUCGGCCUAAAACCUUAAGUGAAAUUAUGGUGGAAAAUCAAAUUGAGAAAACAAGGAAACUUAUACUUAAAGCUGAAAAGGCCCAACAAAAAAUUCAGCAGCGGAAAAAGGAAUGGGAAGAACUAUACAAAAGUAAACCUGCUGAUGACUUUGAAGAUCCCAAAGAUGUUCAGGCCAUCAAAGAGGCCCAGUUACAUAUGGGAGACUUCAAUCUGAAGACAGCCACAGACUACAAGAUACCUGAGCACAUGAGAAUAAAUGCUGCCAAGAAGGAAGAGGAACUGGGCACCCUAGACACUAUGGUCCAUGGAAAGAAAAUGCACAUGAACAAGUGUAUCCUCGCUCUUCGAGAUCUUAAAGUGGCUGUUAUUGAAGAAAUACAAUGCCUGGUACAAGAACUGAAGAACAUCCAGUCAACUCUUCACAAAUCCAAACACAUCCCCAUUCCCCAAGUCCCUCAGAUACUCCCUGAAGAAGAUCCAGAAAAGAGAUUUCACUAUGAUGAGGAAACUCUACUAGCCUUUAAGCGACGGGAGAUGAAAAGGCAGGAUGGAAAGUCCCCCACAAUGGAUCAGACAGGCUAUGGAACCACUGGUGGAGGAUUCCUCAUAUCCUCUCACAGAAGGGAUGGGGAUCUGAUGACACGAGAUUCAGUAUCUAGAUCGUCAAAGGCAUCAACGUACAGCCUAGAUAUUCAAAAGUUAACAGAAUUUGAAAAAGCAGAGCCAACAGAUGUGGAGCUGGAGAUUAUGAAAAGGGAUGAGAUUAAACACUCGUAUAUGCAACAGUAUUUGACCAACAGGAUUAAAGAACUGAUUGUCACUUUUGAUGCAGAACUCCAUCUCCUGAGACAUCAGAAACUGAAAUUAGAUACUAAGAUGAAGUUAUCUGACCUGCACCAUCUCACAUUAUUUCAAGAAAUGCUUCUCCUCAAGAAUUUUGAAAAACAAGAGAACAUACUACAAGAGCGUGUUAAUUCAUUAGACAAAGAGGAGCAGGACAUGCAAUGGAAAAUAAAUGAGACUCUUACAGAGAUGGAAGAAAAGAAAAAUGAAGUCAACAAGCUUCAGGACCAGGAAAAGGCACUCUAUGCUGGCUUCCAAACAGCUCUGGGAGAAAACAAUAAAUUUGCCAACUUCCUCAUAAAGGUCCUGAAGAAGAAGAUAAAACGGGUGAAGAAAAAGGAGGUUGAAGGAGAUGUCGAUGAAGAUGAGGAUAGUGAUGAAUCCAGUGAUGACGAGUCCAGCUUGGAGAGUGAUGAAGAUGAGUCUGGAUCUGAAGAUGAGGUUUUUGAUGAUUCUAUCUGCCCUACAAACUGUGAUCCAGCUCUUUUUGAACUGGCCCUUCAACUUCGAGAGAAAAGGCUGGAUAUUGAGGAGAGCUUAGUUGAAGAAAAGAAGAUUAUUGAUAACCUCAAAAAGGAAUAUGAUAUAUUGUCCAAAAAGGUAAAAGUUGUGGCAACUAAUCUGAAUGCAGCAGAGGAGGACCUGGAGGCUUAUCAACGAGAGAAGCAGCAGCAGCUGAAUGAACUACUGGUUGUGAUGCCACUGAAGCUUCACCAGAUAGAGUAUGUGGCAUUUGGAGAAAUACCUACUGAUCUUUCUGGUACUUUGGUAUUUUCUAACCAAUUCUUGGGACGGCUGCAAGAAAGAAUCUUACAGCUCCAGGAGGAAAAUGUCCAGCAGCAAAAACUUAACAAAGAAUGCCGGGAGAGGCGUAAACAGCUUGUCAGAGAAAAAAGAGAGAUGGCAAAAACGAUACAAAAGAUGGAAGAAACAGUCCGUCAACUAAUGAUCAGCAAGUUUGGCCGUGUGAUAGACCUAGAAGCCCUUCAGACACUUUCUGUUAAUACAACACUUGAAGAACUAAAGAUCAAAAAACUUCGAAAAGAGCUAUUGAAUGCAAAGGAAAUGAAGAUGUGGGAGGAUAAGAUUGCUCAAGUGCGAUGGGAACUGAUGAUGAAGACAAAAGAGCACACCAAAAAGCUCCACCAGAUGAAUGAUUUAUGCAUUGAAAAGAAGAAACUUGAUUCUCAACUGAAUACACUACAGAACCAGCAGGGCAAUGCCUUCCAGGGCCUUCGGAAAGCAGAUAUUGUGGCAAAACAGAAGGUCACUGAAUUGAUCGAAGUCCAGGCAGAAAGGAUUUUGGCUUUGAAGGAAGAGAUUGCUCUUUUGCGAAAGAAGGGUGGCCUUGUCCUCCCACCUAUUCGUUCUCCACAAGGGGAUGAAAUGAGGCCUGUUGACCUUUAGGUUUGCUUUAUUCUCAAAUCCAUCAAAGAUUUUUAUGACAUAUAUAAUUCACCAGAAGUUCUGUUUCCUUGUCACCAGCAAUCCCAUUAUUUUCAAGUGAACUUAUCUAAAAGUCAGUAAUCAGAUCCAGCCAUGUCAUUUUAAUAAUGUUUCCCCAAUUUGGUUAUCUUAGAACUAACAGCAGUACCCACCCUGUCUUUAUUAUUGAACUUGGCCAUUUUAAGUCUGUUUGGAACCUACUGUGAAGCCUCAGGAAGCUGUAUCUCAAAAUUGCAACAAAGCAUCUGCAAUAUAUUCUGUUUUAGAAAAAUUAGUCUUUUGGUUAUCUGAAUUUUUAGCCACUAGCAAGAAAAACUUUCAGCAACCCAUGGGAAAACUUCUUUUUCAAGCGUUUGAUACUUGGAAAAUAAACUUUGAUGUUAUUAAGUAUUCUCCGAGAGGAAACAAAAAGAGGGAAAAGGCAAACUAUUCUGUCAACGAUACCUUAGAAUAAGAAAGGCAAAAUAGAAUUUUGACAUUGUUGACUUUAUAAGGCAGCUAUUUGAGAGCUCGGGACUCUGGAAAUACAGACAGACAUGGCAGAACGAUUUGCUUUAGUUUGCUUUAGGUUGGCAGAAAGCAGGAAAAUAACCGGCUUCCUGACUCACCCAUAGUUUUAGCAAACUCUUCAGCACCGAGCAGAGCAGAGGAGUGUUCUGCAAAAUGGUCAAUAAGGACAAUUUUCCUCGGAAUUUCCCCACCUCUAUCAGUAUUCCCAGUAUUCCUUGUAGUUUCACAUGUCCUGUGCCAUCUUCCUUCAAGUUCUGCUUGAGUAGUUUGCUGUUUUUCAUGUAGUUAGAUAAGGAAGUAACGAAAUAGAUUUGCAUCACUCUGAGAGAACAUCAGUAGCAAUCACUUUUGAUUAUGCAUAAUAACGUUUUAAGAAAUUUAAGGGUAUCCUGUUGGUUUGGGGGUAAAUGCUCAUUGAAAUUCCUGGUUGAAACCAUUUAAGAAUGAUCUCAUUGACAUUUGGACUUCUCUUAGUAGUAGAAUGUAGCACUUUAGAAUUCAGAGCUCUAUCUGGGUUAAUGAGCUAUUUAUAUUCUGUUGAGGCUGUCCCAGAAUAUUAGCUGGUCACUGAGAAAGAAAGUUGCUAAAGGAGACAAUAUUACAUAAAUGUACAAAGCUUUUCAGCAGUGUCAAUUCUUCCUAACCCAUAACUUGGCUGCUGUUCUUCCCCCCAAAAUUAUAGACAGGAUUUUCUUUCUUCAUAUGUUAGGAUAUUCUUGGAGGUGGCCACCUGGCCUAUUGUCUCUCUAAGAUUCUUUCUUAUUCCCACUUAAGAGGACACAAUUGUUUAUUGUUUGUACCACCACCAGAACUCUCCCAUUUAUGGAAAUACUUUAUCACCUCCUCCAUGCACUCUAAACUGUAUGUACCUUUCAAUCAUUUUCUUAAAUGUGCUAGUCAUAGCUCUGGAGUGUAUUAGUUAUUUAUUGCUGUAUUUAAAAAAAUUAUACUAAAACAUAGCUAAAAACAGCAGAUAUUAUCUCACAUAGUUUCUGAGGGGCAAGAAUCUGGGAGCGGUUAGGCUGGGGGGUUCUGGCUCUGGGUCUCCCAAGAGGUUGCUGUCAAACUGUGAGCUGGGGCUGCAGCCAUCAGAAGCUUGACUAGAGCUGAAGGUGCUGAUUGCAGACUCACUCGUGUGGCUCUUUGGCAGGAGGCUUCAGUUUCUCACUGUGUGGACCUCUCCACAAGGCUGCUCAGGCCAUGGCGUCCCUAUCCCCUCUGCCAUACUCUGUUGCUCACACAAGCCAACCCUGGUGUAAGGGGGAGGGGACCACAUAGAGGGUGAAUACCAGGAGGUGGGGACCACUGGGGGCCACCCUGGGGGCCGCCUGCCACAGUGAGCAACUUUGGGGACAGAGGGGUUGGUCUUCAAGAAGGAUUUUGAGGAAAUACUAUCCCUUUAGUAGUUGUGAGAUGUCAUAAAGUCUUCCUGGGAAGUCAUAAAGUCUUCUGGGUCUCAUUUUAUCAUCUGACAGAUAAGGAAUUUCGAUAACCUCUAAGGCUCUUUCCCAUUCUGAAAUUCUGAUUCUAAUUGCAGCAAGAAUGGACUCAGUCUAUGAAAGAAACCAGAUCAAGGAUUCUACAUGUAUUUUGACUUAGAGUAAAACUAAUCAGGACUAUUAUUUUUGCCAUUUCAAAUUGAACAAAAUCCCUAGUUAGAUUUACAGUAUUCAAGGCUUCCUCCAGCAUGAUUGGAAUUUGAUAUAAAUAACCAUUGUUAUUUUGAAUUGGACAAGAUAUAUAGAUAGCUCUAGUUUUAGUUCUGCUUGGUUCCAGACUUAGUUUUGAGCCUAUAAAUGAGUGUGAGCAGGUGAGGCUUUGGGAAGUUAAGCGUCAAAAAAAAAUUAAACCACCUCUGUGCAGCCUGAGCAGAUGGAUGGAAAGCUGUCCUGAUUGAAACUGUUCUUUGCCUCUUAUUGUGCUAGAGAAGGCAGCCUCCCCUCUGAGUCUAAAUUGAGUUACUUAUGGAUCAACUGAUAACAUAACUUGGCUAUUCUGAACCCUGGUCAAUAGUAUCACAACAUCUCAGCAUUGGAAGAAAAAGAAAUGGUUGAGUCCAGCCCCUCGGUCACACUUCAGUCCUGCUGAGUCAGUCCCAUCAUGGGAGGCCCCCAUCCCUGCAGAGGUCUUUGCAUGAGCUGAGCUCUGCACUCCCACCUGCCUCCACCCACUAGGUCUUACUCUUCCCUUUAGUAAUUUGCAUAACCUUUGCUGACGAAAUACAAAUUUUAAAAAGGUAUUAUUUCUAAUGAUAAAUUCUAGUUAGUGCCAACUUAAUCUGAAUAUAAAGCAAUACAAAACUGCAGUGAAAUUGAACUUCUGCACUGUUUAUUUUCCAGGGUACAGUUUAAAAGCCUGGUGCCCUAAUCUUUUCCCCCUUUCCUGCAACUGACUGAGAUAAAGAUUUACAUUUAUUUCACUUAAGAUGCCUCAGAAGUGCAUUUCUCUUUCUGAGGACACUGUGUGUGUGUGUGUGUGUGUGUGUGUGUGUGUGUGUGUGUAUGUAUGUGUGUGUUUGGUUUUUUAAGAGCUAAGCCAUUCGUGUCUAAUGCCAUGCAGAGAGCAGAUAUUUCACAUAUCACGUCAAUAAAGGUCACCAAAAUUGCUUUGACAGCUACCUUAGCUCACUAAGGAAUUAAAACACACACACACACGGGGCAGGGUGGUGGUGGUGGUGGUAAAGCCAAUGGGCUAUAAAAUGAAUCACAGCCUAGUUCUCAGGGUCCCUAGAUUAGCAAAGAGAAGACUGAGAUUAGCCCCACCCCCUCCUGAAAGUGGCUUCCCAGGCCCUCAGUGCCAGCUUGUGCCUGAAGUGACAACUCUGUAUUUCCUCUCUUCUUGCUGUACCUCCCCUUUCAUAUCAUUUUUAUGCUCCUUACAGUACUUCAUUUUAUUUUAAAAAAUAUUUAUAAAGUACCCCUUUUCUGAAAAUAAAGUUAGGUUUAAUGAGAGUUCUUUCUCAGAUUUCUGUUUGAUGGAAAAACGAUGCAGAAAUCGGGGAAGAGCAGGGGCUGUAUUUCUUCUGGCCAGCAGAGGGUGCACUUGUCCUAGGCAGCCACUGUCUCCCUCUCUGGGCUCCCCUAGGAUCUUUUCCAAUUCUUAGUGAGAGUAGGAAACCAGCGUCUGACACAGGGACUCUUAAUGAGAUUGUGUCUCAAGUGGCAGUUCAUCUGCAUCUCGACAUUACUGAAAUCUAUAAAAUAUUCCACACCCCCAUCCAGUUCCAGUUCCACAAAUAAAGGCUUUAAAAAUUAGAUUUAAAAAAGAAUCUGUGGUUGAUCUUUUAGUUGGACAACAGUAAGUAAAUGUUGAUUUUAAACAACUAGAGAGACAGCUCCUCCGGCAGUGAUGGUAUAUUUUUGGAAAGAAGGGAAGUGAGUUUUAUCACGCACCAUAUGUUCAUGUGCGGUAGCACUUACUAUGGUAUUUUGGAGAAAACAUUUGCUUUUCAACACACACAACUUAUAGCGUUAGUUUCAUUUCUUCACUACAACUAAAGCUUUACCUUAAGUCAAAUCAGUAGAACUGCGAAUCUGCUUCCCCUCACCUAUUGUACAAUGUCUCCCUAUUGGAUUAAACUCAAGUGACAUUCAAUAUUGUAAAAGAGACAAGACUAGAAACAUCUGCUAACUUUUCCAGAUCUCAUCUCUUGAUCUGAAAAUGUCAAAACUGGUAUUUCCUUUAAAUACUCAAAAUACUCCCAUCUAAAGAAGAUGCUGAGUCAUAACAUGACUAAGUUGAAGGUUACAGGGAAGACUAAACAUUUAUUUAGAAGUUACAGUGUUUGUUUUUACAGAUAUAUGUUGCCACAGAUUAUUGAUUCUGGAAGGUUUGUUAAUGCUUAUAGUACUGUACACAUCUUAGUCUGUCCUCAUGGGCACCUUAUGAAAAUAUUUCCCAUAGUAUCAAAGCCAGCCAUCUUCAAGUGUCUCUGUGAUACCGGAGACCCUGCUUUGCCCUUAUGGUCAAAGGGAAGAACAUGCCUGGGAGUCUCCCUUUCAUCAGGUUAUCUGGGGGCCUCCAGCACCCUCCUAGGCAGUUGCUGAGGUUCUGAGUGAAGAGUUGCUCUCCUCAGUCUGUAUUCUGGCCAGUCUGUGUCAGUCUUUCCUGGUUGACGCCUAUUCUGUUGCGGCUUCUUUGUUUUCCCUCUCAUACCUCAAUGGGUUGGACUCCCUAUGUCUCUCCAGAAUUAUAAAGACACAUAUACAUUUAUUUACAAGUGUAUAAAUAUAUAAAUAUGGCUAUUAUAGAAAAAUAAAUACCAAUUUUCUCUGUCUCUUUUAAAAAACAAUAUAUAGUCUUUCUGGGAUACUGGCUUCUGCCUAAAUUGUGGGAGG